Messenger RNA from Pectinophora gossypiella (pink bollworm), 1611 nucleotides. It is a transcript of the gene Dera, whose product is annotated as deoxyribose-phosphate aldolase. The coding region runs from base 155 to 1093 and encodes 312 amino acids. The record is from RefSeq and is a predicted model, not a curated record. The transcript has 6 exons. Gene Ontology annotation, cellular component: cytoplasm. NCBI's taxonomy places the organism in Eukaryota, Metazoa, Arthropoda, Insecta, Lepidoptera, Gelechiidae. Gene Ontology annotation, molecular function: deoxyribose-phosphate aldolase activity. Gene Ontology annotation, biological process: carbohydrate catabolic process; deoxyribonucleotide catabolic process.
AAGAAACUCAAAAGUUAUCGUUAUCGUAUUUUUUUUUAUCAUUAGUUACUAUUAUCUUGUAUUAUAUCAUACUCGUGUUUUGUUUAAUUCUUAUCGGCCCUCCCAGUGAACUUCCCGAUUAAAAGUGAAUACUUUUAGUUUCUAACAUUCAAAUAUGGUACGAGCCCAUCCCGCAAGUUUUGAUCCUGCUGUGUUGAAAAAUGUCUACAUAAACAAGCACAAUGUAGACGAACAGGUGAAGAACAUACUAAUCAAUAACCAGGUAUGGAGCAAGGAAAAUAGUUUUCCUUGGCUCGUGAAAGCUGUUACUGUUAUUGACUUGACCACACUAGCCGGUGAUGAUACUAAAUCUAAUGUUACUCGGUUAUGUUUAAAGGCAGCAAGUCCCUUGGCCCCAGAAUUGGUAAAAAGACUAGGGUUGCCAGAAGGGAAGGUCAAAACAGCAGCAGUUUGUGUGUAUCCGAGUAGAGUCCCUGAUGCAUACAAUGCUCUGAAACGCUUGGGGUUAGUGGAUGAAAUCCAAAUUGCUUCUGUUGCAACAGGUUUCCCAUCAGGCCUUUAUCCACUAAAAACAAGAAUACACGAAAUAGAAUAUUGCGUAAAGAAUGGAGCUAAUGAAAUUGACGUGGUGUUGGACCGGAGCCUGGUUUUAACGGGACAAUGGAAUGUUUUGUUCGAUGAAGUGCUUCAGAUGCGUAAAGCUUGUGGAGACGCUCACCUUAAAGUCAUAUUGGGAGUUGGUGAACUUGGUACUUAUGAAAAUGUGUACAAGGCUUCAAUGGUAUCGAUGCUGGCCGGGGCAGACUUCAUCAAGACGUCUACAGGCAAGGAGGCAGUCAACGCCACCCUGCCUAUCGGACUCGUCAUGUGCAGGGCCAUCCGCAACUUCUACCAGAUGACUGGUAUCAAGAUUGGGUUGAAGCCAGCGGGCGGCAUAAAAUCAGCCCAGGACGCGAUCAACUGGCUAGUCCUGGUCCGCAGCGAGCUGGGUCCUGAGUGGUUGUCGCCGACUCUCUUCCGCAUCGGGGCUUCAAGCUUGCUGGACGUCCUUGAGCAGGAGUUGGACAAAACUGCUCCUCCGAUUAAGCAGUAACAGGAACAGGUGAUUUUAUUUAUUUUUUCAAGACCUUUUUGAUACAAAUUUAGUGAUAGCACCGCAAGCGACGAUGUUAAAUACCUACGUAGUUGAUAUUUUAUAAAGUUUAUUAAGAAAAUAAAAUGUUAUUGUAAUAUAAUUAAGUAAAAGUUGAACUGAACUGAAAAAGGUACUAAAUGAACGAAACAAAACCACUGCCUAUCUUAGGAGUUACUAAGUAUAAAUAUAAAAAAACAUGCUUUUAUAUAAAAUAAGGCUUAAUUUGUGCUAUUAGCUAACCUAACUAACGUAAAUUCCUUGCCAUUUUUACACCAAAGGCCCAAAAAUGAUUAGUUUUAUUAGUACCUAUCGAAUUUCUAAUUAAGUGUACCUACCUUUAAAUAUGUAUAUUUUUGAUAUUAUUAUAUUUUUGUAAGAAAAUUAUGCCAAAGUUAAAAGAAAAUAAAUCAUAGGUACUAUUGAAAAAUAAAUACACGUAUAAUAUGAAGUAUAAUAAAAAUAAAUUGUUACUUUAC